Messenger RNA from Haliotis rufescens (red abalone), 558 nucleotides. RefSeq names its product twist-related protein 2-like. Gene Ontology annotation, molecular function: protein dimerization activity; DNA-binding transcription factor activity, RNA polymerase II-specific; RNA polymerase II transcription regulatory region sequence-specific DNA binding. The record is from RefSeq and is a predicted model, not a curated record. NCBI's taxonomy places the organism in Eukaryota, Metazoa, Mollusca, Gastropoda, Lepetellida, Haliotidae. Gene Ontology annotation, biological process: regulation of transcription by RNA polymerase II; developmental process. Bases 1 to 558 code for a protein of 185 amino acids. The transcript has a single exon.
AUGGUGCCCGAGCAAGUCCAGGGAACGGAAAGUGCAUUAUAUCGGAUGGGAACAAACCAAGGCAUCAGUCUCCACUGCAGCAACGACUCCGAAGACUCCUCCGGCUACGACAUCAAGGAAGAAGCUGAUUCCGAGGAGGGCGAGGUGUUGAAAGGAACCGACCCUGGACUCGGCAAGAAGCGCUGUCUCAAGACUAACGAACUUGACGGGACGACGCCCAAGAAGAUACGAUCACGUAAACAGCCCCAGACUUACGAAGACAUUCAGAACCAACGCAUAAUGGCGAACGUUCGCGAACGCCAGCGGACACAAUCACUUAAUGAAGCGUUCGCUCAGUUGAGGAAGAUUAUUCCAACCUUACCUUCCGAUAAAUUAAGUAAAAUACAGACUUUGAAAUUAGCAGCUAGGUAUAUAGACUUCUUGUAUCAGGUGCUGAGAUGUGAGGACAAUCCCGAUGGGAAGAUGUCGGCCAGUUGUACGUACGUAGCGCAUGAACGUUUGAGUUACGCUUUUUCCGUGUGGAGAAUGGAGGGAGCGUGGUCGAUGACAGAACACUGA